Molecule: messenger RNA, 1440 nt
Organism: Aphanomyces invadans
Lineage: Eukaryota; Oomycota; Saprolegniomycetes; Saprolegniales; Verrucalvaceae
Exons: 8
Coding region: 1-1440 (479 amino acids)
Source: RefSeq, a predicted model, not a curated record
AUGAACGCAAAGAAGGUCACGAGCGACACCACAACAGUCAGCACGACCGAAUCUCAAACGAGCAACAACGCCACCAUCGCGGCGCUCGGAUGCUACCUUGACAAGAAAGCCAAGGAUGUCUACGACGCUACACCCGACUUCCCCAUCAUUCGAUCUCCCAACCCUCGCAACACGUCCCGCGCAGUUUUUGGGCUUGCUGUCAAGUUGACCAACAUCACAAAAUUUCGGGCCCACAAACGGCGCAGCGGACUCAAGAUCAAGCGUACAGCCACCCAACGGUCUGACAAAUUGGGCAAAAAGGACGGCAAGAGCUACCGCGACGUUCAAGCAGCGGCGAUGCUCCACAGGCAAAAGCACGGAAACCCCCUUGACAUGAGCGAAAAGGUGCUCACCGCAUUUCGCGCAGUGGCCCACCUGUGGCUCCAGCGAAAGCAGCGCCGCGAUAAAGCGCUGAAAGACAACGUCACGUCCAACCUCGUGAUGCGACACAGCAAAAUGUCCACCAUGUCGGAGAACGUCUUCGACAUCAUUAGCAAGAACUUCGUCACAGCCGUGCCGGCGCUUCAGUUCUUCGACGACAGGAACGUUGCAGACGUACCCAAGCCGACCGUGUCCAAGCUACCGACGUCUCCUCUCCGACGACCGCACACUUCGCGCCCGGUAAAGCCAUCUCGACCGUCCAUGCCCGAGACGACCGCUUUGCCCACGCGUCCGGCCACCAGUCGCGCGGCUGCGGCAGUGACGACGCCCCGUGGCAUCUGCUAUACAGUCACGGACGAUGGACAACGCAUGUGCAAGACCGAACACAACAUGAGUGACCUGGAGCUCGAUCGAGCAUUCAGGGGCCGGUCCAACAACAAAGUGAUGUCCGUCGAAGAUGCGCUGCUGCUCAACAUGAAUAAGAGGUUGAAAAUCCGCAUGGGGUUGAAGAAGAAUCGCCUUCGAGACAUCUCCACCGCAUUCAAUGAGCACCAAAAGCACCUGACCGAAACGCUGGUCGCCACAUUAGCGAUGCACUGGGCCGAACAAGAAGACAUGCAUGUGAAGAAGCUGACCGUUGCAUGCCUCAACGACACCACCAUGCCUUCCUUUCGCAUGGACAAACACGCGACCUUGAGCCACCUCCGCCACGAAAAGUGGCGACUUCUUGAGAUGUGCAAAUUGGUCAGUUUGUUUGGGGCGAUGCUGCGGGCUGCCGAAGAUACCCCCGGCGACAUGACCCGUUCCGAGAUGCGUGUGCUCUCGCUUUUUCGCAUCCUUAUCGAGGACCAUUCGAUCCUGACCCCCAUCGUGCUCAAGAGCAUUCUUGCCCAGCUCACUCCCGCCGACCUCCAGUGUCCUCGCGUCGAGGUGUUGCUGAGAGUUGUACAGAAGAGACUCAUGGUGUGGAAGAAAGACAGCGAACCUGUAACACUCGACACAGUCCACACGACUCUGUAA